This is a messenger RNA of Lutzomyia longipalpis, 3607 nucleotides long. RefSeq names its product chondroitin sulfate synthase 1 (gene Chsy). Gene Ontology annotation, cellular component: Golgi cisterna membrane. The coding region runs from base 678 to 3119 and encodes 813 amino acids. Gene Ontology annotation, molecular function: glucuronosyl-N-acetylgalactosaminyl-proteoglycan 4-beta-N-acetylgalactosaminyltransferase activity. The record is from RefSeq and is a predicted model, not a curated record. NCBI's taxonomy places the organism in Eukaryota, Metazoa, Arthropoda, Insecta, Diptera, Psychodidae. The transcript has 10 exons.
AGCUGUCGUCAGAGGACACUUGGCGAGCAUGUGUGAUAAACCGGGGGCGAAGUGUGUUGAAAUUGUAUUUCUUUAAUUAAUUUUUCUUAAUCUGAUUUAAAUCUCAUCUCAUGGAUUUUCUUGCACCUUGACUUCAGCUCCUAAAUCAUAAGAUUUGUGUAUUAGAAAUCUCUUAGAGAUUAUCGUGAAUUUAAUCAUUGAGAAGAAUUUAUGAGAAGAAUAUCAAAGAGAAAAAAAUAUUAUGCUCAGUUUGUGAGCAUGUUAUCCCCUUGGCAUCAAGUGCCGGCUUGAAAGAAGGCCAACUUCCACUUGCAAAGAUUUGUUUUCCGCGUUAAAACGGCAUGAAAAGGCUCCGCAUUCACCGUGUGGAAAUAGUGGAAUUGAGUGAUUUAUUUUAGUGGGUUGAAAGUGUGAGAAAAAUGUUUGGGGUGAGCAUAGAAAUAGGGGAGUAGUGGGAAGAUUUCUAUUAAUAGAAAACAAAUAAAGCGGAGAAAUCUUUUUUGAUCCGGGAGUACGGGGAGGGCCAGCUCAAUAUGGAUGAGCACAGAAAGAUGUGGCGAUAAGGGAAGCCUGAGCAAUUGGCAGCUCAACCGUAUAUAUUAUUAGUGAACCGCAUAUGUAUAUGAGGUAGGAGGAGGAGUGAUAAUUUGCGGGAAGAAGCGAAUUGAGUGUGGAAAAUGGCACAACGAAAGAAGCUCAUCUGCUAUGGUCUAUUCGGUGCUCUAAUUGGCUUCUGCAUUGGGAUGUAUUUGAGGAACUAUCGCGUGAUUGAGACAGCAAAUAACUGCCAAUUGAGGUCUGGAUUGCGAUUUCAAGGUCCACUGAAAUUCAUCAAUUUAGAAGCAAAUGAACUCCCGAGCAACUCACAGAACAAUCUGGUGUUAAUUGGCGUGAUGACGGCAAAAGAUUUUCUCCGGGAACGCACAAAAGCCGUAUUUGACACGUGGGGUCAGAACUUUCCCGGGAGGAUUGCCUUCUUUAGCUCUGAAGGGUCAUACUUGCAGGGAUUGCCGAUAAUUGGGCUGAAGGGGGUCGAUGACCGAUAUCCGCCGCAGAAGAAAUCAUUUAUGAUGCUGCAUUACAUGUAUGAGCACUACAUUGAUAAGUUUGAGUGGUUUAUAAGGGCGGACGAUGAUGUUUUCAUAAGAACUGAUAAAUUGGAGCAUUUUCUGCGCUCAAUCGACAGCUCAAAGCCACAAUUUAUCGGUCAGGCAGGGAAAGGCAAUACCGAGGAAUUUGGCUUGUUGUCUCUUGAAUAUGAUGAAAACUUCUGCAUGGGUGGACCUGGGGUCAUUCUAAGUCGUGAAACUCUCCGAAGAGUUGCACCUCACAUACCAACUUGCCUAAAAAAUUUAUAUAGUCUCCACGAAGAUGUUGAAGUAGGACGUUGUGUGCAAAAAUUUGCAGGUGUUCCAUGCACCUGGAAUUAUGAGAUGCAAGCUAUUCUACACCACAAUUCCAGUGGCAAUGAGGCAUUCACGGGGAAUUUGAAAAAUAAGGAAGUCCACAGUGCUAUCACACUUCAUCCAGUCAAAAAAUCUCCCCUUAUGUAUCGUCUCUACGCCUAUAUGCACGGUGUGAAGGCACAAGAAAUGCGUCAGGAAAUUCUCAUGUUGCACCGAGACAUUGCAGCAAUGACUGAUUUGCUUCAUAUUGCAAAAGCAAGCAGAAAUAUAGCACCGGGUGUACCGAUUUUCCCAGAAAGUCUUCGGCCACCGAAAUAUUUGGGUGACCACGAGAUAUUGGGGAGGACACCAACCCUUGCGAAGAAGUACCCAAACACCGGGGGAGAUUUACUCGAAUGGAAUUUCAUUGCAAAGCACAUCUAUUCGGCAGAACAUUUCAAUCCGAAGCGUAAAAUUGAGAGUUCCAUAAAGGAAGGUCUCGAAGAUAUCAUAAGAGAGAUUAUGGAUAACAUAAACAAUUAUUCACGCCAGCGGGGACGUGUGAUAGAAUUUCGUGAUAUCCUCUAUGCAUAUAGUCGACUAAAUACUCUCUAUGGGCAAGAUUUCAUUCUUGACAUGUUGCUCAUCUACAAGAAAUAUCGUGGCAAAAAGAUGACUGUCCCCGUACGGAGGCAUCUCUACAUACAACGAGCUUUUACCGACAUUCAAAUUCGCGAAAUUCCCAUUUUUGGAAUGAAUAUUUCUUCAGGGAAAGACUCCCAUGGAGAAUUUACAGGACGCGUGAGGAAGUUCUGGAAUACGGGUAUUGAAAAAUUAUCAAAUACUUUUACACUCAACUCUAAUGAUAAAUCAACCGUGCAAAAAAUCUUGCCAAAUAUUAUUUUUAUUUUACCUCUAUCUGGUCGUAUCAGCACCUUCAAGAGAUUCCUUCUCACCUAUGAACAGGUUUGCCUGAAAAAUGACGCUAAAACAGACUUAUUGAUUGGCCUUUACAUCGAUGAGUCGUACAAUGAGGCUCUUGAGUUGAUAAAUCAACUCAAAAUGCAAUAUCCCAAUCGUGAGAUCAACUCAAUUGACAUCUAUGGGAAUUUCUCUCGAGGUCUAGCUUUGGAUAUGACGGCUAGAUCUAACUAUGCAUCCGUCGAUGAUAUUCUCUUCUUCAUCGACGUGGACAUUGUCUUCACGACGGAGACGCUGGAGCGUGUACGGAGCAACACUGUGCAACAGCAUCAAAUCUACUUGCCAAUAGUUUUCAGUGAAUAUGCAGCAAAAAGUGCCACAACCUCGGCCACAACAGAUGGCCAAUAUCCGCAUGUUGAUAUUACAAAUGAUAGUGGGUACUUUCGUGAAUUUGGCUACGGGGUGUGUGCCAUCUACAAGUCGGAUCUCCUUGCGGUGGAUGGCUUUGUGACGGACAUUAAGGGUUGGGGGUUGGAGGAUGUGAAAUUCCUCGAUCGUAUUAUUGUAUCAAAUCAUGGACGUGGCUCCGUUUUGCGGAGGAAUAGUCAUGAAUUGGGAGUCUUUCGUGCUGUGGAUACAUCCCUCAUUCACAUCUUCCACACAAUUCAUUGUGAUAAACUUCUAGACGAGUCCCAAUACAAGAUGUGCAUAGGGACCAAAGCCAAUACUAUAGGUAGCUAUAAAUAUAUUGAAUCGCUAGUAUUAAAUAUGAAUAAUUCCUUUAUGGCAACAAAGCAGCAAUUAGUGCCUUGACAUUGUUUUUUUUCUACUAUCUACCUACCUAUUACUAUGUAUGAUUGAAUGAGAUUUAUUUAGAAAGAGAAGAAAAAAGAAUUUUACAUUUUCUCAAGAAGCCUAAAACUCAAGGAGAAAUCUUCUCUCUUGUAUACCAAAAAAAAGAAAAGAUUUAAAAAGAAAUAUCCCAGCAAAUAAAAAAAAAGAAAAUCUUAAAAGUUUUGUGAGUAAUAAACAAGAGGCAGCAAUAAUUCAAGACAAAGCCUGUGUAUACCAAUCUGUUGGCAACUUUCGGUUAUAUGUUUUUUUUUUAAACUGAUCUCUAGAGACAUUUUUUCAUUGGAUGUUAAGAUACAAAUUAUGUAUUGUUAAGUUGUGUUAUAUAUGCGCAGUGCCUUGUUAAUUUUAAACUAUAUUUUAGACAAUUUAAGGGCCAUAUUUUUAUAUUAUAUACAAAGUAAGUUUCUCGAAAUAAUAAAGAAUUAUAUAUCUUAUUGAAACGACAA